ACUGCUCCAUUUUGUACUUUUCACCAUUCGCCAUUAACAGUCUAUUCUAUCAUUUGUAGCAAACAAUAAAAUUUUACAUGAGGCUAUUAGGGGGUGGGGGCCUGAUAACUUAUUGCCUAUAAUAUGAAAUUAUUAUUUCUGAAUUAAUAAUACAAUCAAAAGAAAAUUAACAUGGGAUGCAAGUUUCAAUUUGAGGACAGCAAAAUAAAGAGCUCCACGUGAUCCUUUCAAGAGAAACAGAAGAAGAUGGAAAUAAUUAAACUUCCCCUUAUCAUUUGGAGGGAUCCACCUUAGACUUUUUACUCAGGUGAGUAAGACCCUGUAUUUAAACCCGUCACAAACUCUUGUCACUACAGACACAGAGAGGAAGAAAUGGGAAGGCCUCCUUGCUGCGAUAAAGUUGGUAUCAAGAAAGGACCAUGGACUCCAGAGGAAGAUAUAGUAUUAGUUUCCUAUAUCCAAGAACAUGGUCCGGGAAAUUGGCGAUCAGUACCUACCAACACUGGUUUGUUGAGGUGCAGCAAGAGUUGCAGGCUUAGAUGGACUAAUUACUUGAGACCUGGAAUCAAGAGGGGAAACUUCACUCCACAUGAAGAGGGGAUGAUAAUCCAUCUUCAAGCCUUAUUGGGAAACAAAUGGGCAGCUAUAGCUUCAUACCUUCCACAAAGAACAGAUAAUGAUAUCAAGAACUAUUGGAACACUCAUCUCAAGAAAAAGAUCAAGAAACUUCAAUCAGGUUUUGAUACGCAAUUGGCAUCCGAUUUACCAAAUUAUCGAUUUCUGUCCACAAGUUAUAACGAAAGGGGUGUCAACAGUAGCAGCCAGAAUGAUUCAUCAAGCGACGUCAAGUUAACCGAAAAUUCUAAUUCAAUAUAUGCCUCAAGCGCAGAGAAUAUAUCCCGAUUACUAAAAGGAUGGAUGUCAUCUCCCAAGAUUGGUUCUCAAAACAAUCCCACUGCUGAAUGUUGUGAGGGUACUACUGCUACUGCAGAAUCAGUUCAUUACUAUAGAUUGAGGGUUGAUCAGCAAGAGGGAAAUAAAGUAAUUCCAAGGGAUGAAUUUGAAUCCAUUUUGUCUUUUGAUCAAAGCAGAAAUGGAUUAGUCCGUGACAAGUCUUGUGAUUCUAGUCAAAGGGGCUCUGAGAUAAGUGGAAAUGAUGAAGAAAAAGUUAAGUUAGAUGUGCAUGAGCUGAAGCCAAAGAUGGAAAAUAAUCCUCCUCUGUCAUUUCUUGAGAAUUGGCUUCUGGAUGAAUCUGCAAAUCAUGAAGUUGAAGAAGUUAUGGGACUCCCACCAAUAUACUAGCUCAUUUUCAGUUAAAAUAAGCACCUAAUUUGCUAGAUGAGUCACUUAUUCUAUGAAGAAAAUAUGAUCCAAAAAUGAGGGGAUCAGUCUUUGAAUCUUGUUCUAGGGAACCAAAAAGUUGGAUCUCUCUACUGCUUCCUUUUCGAAAUCUGUAACUUCUAUUUUCUGUUGAUGGACUUUGAAGGUCUCUUUUCAUCAAUCCAUCUUUACUUUUGCCAUCUUUAA
Molecule: messenger RNA, 1527 nt
Organism: Olea europaea var. sylvestris
Lineage: Eukaryota; Viridiplantae; Streptophyta; Magnoliopsida; Lamiales; Oleaceae
Product: myb-related protein 306-like
Exons: 3
Coding region: 373-1302 (309 amino acids)
Biological process (GO): response to auxin
Source: RefSeq, a predicted model, not a curated record